AUGUCAGAUGAGGCGAGGAGGGAUGACACAGAGGAGCCCAGACCAAGGCGGCAGCCUCGAGGUUUGCUGCCACCAGGGUUGGUCGACGUCUUGGGUCCGCCCCUGAAAGUUGGUGCCAUGACUGGUACCAUCGGUGUGUUCAGUGGCAUUGCCGCCGGCAUUAUCCGGGACUCCACACCAGCUCUGUUCGCGGUAGCAUCUGGUAUCCAGUGGUUCGCCCUCGGCUCAAGUUACUGGCUCUCGAGAUCUGUGGUGAUGGCCGCGUGGGGCGGCGAAGAGAAGCUCUCCAACUCAUCCAAGAUUCAAGCAAGUGCCCUUGCGGGAGGCACGGCAGGAAUGGUCGGAGGACUGAUUCGUGGCCCGAAAAACAUUAUCCCCGGAGUCAUCGUGUUCUCCCUCAUCGGCGGAACGGGCCAGGCCUUUGUGAACGCAUCGCAAGGAAGACCCGAGGUCACGGAAAAGAGGAAGAGCAUCUUCGAAUCAAGUUGGAGCCCCCUGAAGAAGCUUUCAGACGACGACUACCGCGACAUGAUUGAUGAAAAGAUGCUCAGGAUAGACGCCGAGAUUGCUCUCAUUGACGAAAAGAUUGUAGAGCUUCGCGCGGCAAAAGCAGCAGCUCCUCAGCCGCCCCCAAAUGACGCACCGCAACCACCAGAUGCUCGAUAG
Messenger RNA from Colletotrichum abscissum, 666 nucleotides. RefSeq lists its product as uncharacterized. The transcript has 4 exons. The record is from RefSeq and is a predicted model, not a curated record. NCBI's taxonomy places the organism in Eukaryota, Fungi, Ascomycota, Sordariomycetes, Glomerellales, Glomerellaceae. The coding region runs from base 1 to 666 and encodes 221 amino acids.